AUGUCGUCUGGCUAUACUCCCACUGGAAGGCUUAAUCGCCGCGGCAUGGGCAACGCGUGCCAUCUCUGCCGCCACCGCAAGAUCCGCUGCGAUAGGGUGAAGCCCGCCUGCGAAACCUGCCGCCUGGCUGCGGUCCCUUGCGUCUUCACCCCGCUGCCAGCCCGGCCCCGGAAAACGAUCCACCAGGCCCAGAUUCAACAGUUAGAGGAGGAACUGAGGGCGCAGAAACGGCCGUCUCCCAUCCUGCGCUAUGCUGGCCCCCGUCUGGAGGAACCAGGCAAAUUCGACACGGCGAUUGCGGCAUUCCAGUGGCAUAUGCCAUUUUGCGACCCAGACCCGAUCUUCGACCUGGAUGAAUUCUACCGCGAGCUGAUCGAGGAGGCAGGUUUUCCGUGUGAGAGCGAGCCCGCCAGUUUUGGCAUCGUGAAAUGGCCGUCCGCGCGUCUAGGCCGGAGUGCCUUGCACUAUUACAAGAGCACCGGGCUGUACUCGGUGUUCCCGGCCGUGGACGUGGACGUGGUAGAGCGUCUUCUCGACGGUAGCAAUUUCGACCUCGAAGGGGAGUCGAUUGAUGUUGCGAGCCGGGCCUGUCUCGCCGCGUUUACGGCACUUGUCACUGGUCUUCGCCGUGAUGAGCCUGUCUUUGUUGAAAUAGGAGUUGAUCCCAUUGCGUAUGUCCGGGCAGCUCUUACUUUACUGCCUGAAUUGGCUAUGCAUGAUACAAACAUACGGGCGCUGGAAGCCCUACUCUUGCUCACACUAUAUAUUUGCCCUCUUGGGCUCCCACAAACCGGCGAGGUUCUCCUAUCCAUGGCCGUCAAAAUCCUCUUCAAUCUAGGCGGAAACACCACAACCCCAAAGCAGAACGGCCAACACCUCCGGGCCCUGUUCUGGCUUGCAUACGGAAUCGACAAAGAGAACUCCCUCCGCCGGUCCCGACCACCCUUAAUCAACGACGCAGACUGCGACCUGGACCUCCCCGCCACCUAUGUUUCAGAAUACGCCGACUACCACUUCUUCGGCGAGGAGAGCUCCCCCUCCUCCACCGCCCUCCUCUACCCAGCGGACCUCCGCAUGGCCAUUCUCAAAUCCCGCAUCUACCGCCUCCUCUACUCCGUCGAAGGCCAGAGACAGUCAAUGGCGCGACGCCUGCAGUAUAUCCGCGAACUCGACCAAGAGCUCAGCGAUAUGAAGGCCGACUUUCCCCUCCAGUGCCAGCCAGACGGCUUUGCCGGGGGGAGUGUCCCGGAUACACUCUUCCACGACCUGAACUUGCGAGGCGUGUCCAUACAUCUAGGAUACUACUUCUGUCUCACGAAGAUCCACGCCGCCGCUUCAAUAGGGAAUGAUAGUUUCUCGCCCCCGCCGCCGUCGAGCGUAGAGCUGUGCUACCAGGCUGCGCGGUCUAGCUUGCUCUACAUCAGCCGAGUUCGGCAGGGUAUCAUCCCAGAGACAUACUGGGUCUACGCGCAAUUCAUAAUCACAGCCGUGCUCGCACUAUACAGACGGCUACUCGUCGCUCCAGACGGGUCGUACGUCUACGACGACAUGCAGAUCAUGGACGAGAUAGCGGAUAUCUUUGCGCGGUUGUAUAAUUCGUCUUGCGAUGUGGGGAGGCCAUUUGCGCCGUAUAUGAUCACCGAGCGGUUUGUUUCGAAGAUAACGGCGCUGGCGAGGGAGAGUAUUGAGUGGGCUGCGAGUGAGGGGGCGGGAUGA
This is a messenger RNA of Aspergillus versicolor CBS 583.65, 1716 nucleotides long. RefSeq lists its product as uncharacterized. Lineage: Eukaryota; Fungi; Ascomycota; Eurotiomycetes; Eurotiales; Aspergillaceae. The record is from RefSeq and is a predicted model, not a curated record. The transcript has 5 exons. Gene Ontology annotation, biological process: DNA-templated transcription; regulation of DNA-templated transcription. Gene Ontology annotation, molecular function: DNA-binding transcription factor activity, RNA polymerase II-specific; zinc ion binding; DNA binding. Bases 1 to 1716 code for a protein of 571 amino acids.